Sardina pilchardus (European sardine) is the source of this 1800-nucleotide messenger RNA. It is a transcript of the gene fsbp, whose product is annotated as fibrinogen silencer-binding protein. Lineage: Eukaryota; Metazoa; Chordata; Actinopteri; Clupeiformes; Clupeidae. The transcript is spliced from 2 exons. The record is from RefSeq and is a predicted model, not a curated record. The coding region runs from base 142 to 1140 and encodes 332 amino acids.
GCAAAGACAAAGGGAGAGACAGCGCUCAGCUUGUGACAUUAAUCAAGGAGGAAAGAAUAGGAGAGCGCGACUAUUAGCCCUCCGCGCGCUACCCAGCUCUCAGGCUUAGUCUAGCCUGCAUCCGGCAGGCUUAGAGCCAAGAUGGCGUCCAUGUACGUGUCUAAUGCUGCAGUGGGGAAGGCACGCUCAUCAAAUUUCACGCUGUCGGAGAAACUGGACCUGCUGCGACUGGCCCAACCGCACAUUCGCCUGCUGGAAGACCACACCAACAAGCACGCCGUGAUUGUGGACAAGAACCGCUGCUGGGAGAACAUCGCCCAGCGCUACAACAGCCUCGGGGGGGAGCGCCCCCCUCGCACGGCCCAAGGCCUGCGCACACUCUACAAGCGCCUCAAAGAGGCCGCCAAACAGGAAGUGCUGCUGCGAAGCCACGCCCAGCCUGAGUACCGUGGCAGCCUCAGCGAGCCAACCAAACGCGUGAUGGAGAUGAUCCCUCAUCUCUUUCACUCUCUGGAGAGGCUACAGUAUAAGAGAGACUCUCCAAUUGAGCAGCCUGGGAGCAGCUCCUCCGGUCCCACCCUGUCAGACUUUCACGGGGUGACCAUGGCGGUCCGAGUGGAGUCCGAGGACGUGAAACCGCCGCCUGACUUGCCAGCGCUGACCAAUCACGUGUCGGUGACGCCGACCAUCACGCACACGUCCACACACACGCUCGCCAUGCCCCACAGUGAAGCGGCGCGAGGACAGAGCGAGCGAGAGGACGACGAGGAGGAGGAGGAGGAAGUGGAACUAGAGGAAGAGGCGGAGAUGCACAACUACGACCCCUCCCUCUCCCCUAGCCCCUCGUCGAUACACCUUCCGCUGUCGCCCACGGUAACGCACCCGAGGCGGGGCCUGUACCAGAGAGAGCUGGUCUCGCACAGGUUUCCCGGACUGGAGGCCGAGUCGCUGCAGAUGAUGCGGGAAGAGCACGAGCUGGUCUUGGCCAAUCACAGGAAGGUGGGCCUUUACCUGGACGAAAAGAGGGAGGGGCUAAAGCGACGGCAACAGCUAGAGGAGGAGCUUCUCAGGGCAAAGGUCAAAGUGGAGAGACUGAGAGCGGCGCGGCUAAGACACGGACUACCACACGCACACAUGUGAUGCCUAUAACACACACACACACACACACACACACAUUCAUCCAUCCAUUAGGAGCACGUUCAAGCAACACUCUCCACAGGGUCCACUGCUUGAAGUGGCUCCAGCUCUUGGUCAGGAGCCGCCAUCUGAGGCAUGUACUGUACAGCAGGGCUUCUGGCUUAUCAGCUAACUUCAGCAGUAACAGCUGACCUCUAAAAGAAGUCUGCACCGAGCAUCUAUUGCUUUAAAAGUGACCUGUUCUUAUGAGUUCAACGGUUACUCUUGAAGUUACCUGCAUAAACAAGUAGGCUUGCUUUCAAGUAUAGCCCUCUGAGUUCAGUUCAAAUCUCUGUAAACUGCAUACAAUUUAGCGUAGUCCAACAAAGGAUGUCACCUACGGUCUAGUCUCAGUUUUGAAUGGUUUCAUCAACAUUGUGUAGUAGGAUUUAUGCUGACAAAAGUAGCACACCUUACUGGUUAGUAACACAUUUCUGUGAGCAUUUACCAAUCAUUGGCUUCUGUUUGAAGUUCUGUAAUGUCAGACACACUCAGUAACCGACAUGCUUCCCUUAACUCUUGUCACAGUGCCAGAUUUAAGCUUGUGCAUUUCUAGACGCCUGCAGGCUAGAGCUGCACACAUGUACAGAUUUGGAAGGAGAGGAGGGAUUUGUGUAAAUGAGA